GACACAACUUUUACAUAACAGUUUUUUUUUCACCUCCUCGCCAUGGUCCAUUGAGAAUAAUAUCGGUCCUUCCUGGACUAGGGCAUGAACGUGCAGAGUUGUCAGUCGUUUGCAGCGGAGGGGACGGACGUGAAUGGCAGCAGCUGGGGUGCAGACAUGCACCACGUAGAUGAGCUGAUACGCUUCGGACAGCCUGCUCUGUAUGGGGACGGAGAGUGAGAGCAUGCUGCAUCUCGCAGCAGAGGCUUUCAAGUCGAAAAACUUCGACCUGGCCGCGGACAUCUACGAGUGCCAGCUGGCGUGUCUCGGAGAUCCGCAGAGCCGGCGGGAGCUGAUGGUGAAGCGGGCUGACGCGCUCGCGUUCGGGGGGAAAUUCACGGAAGCGUUUGAUGUGUACCGGCAAGCCUCGGAGAUAGAGAGGCUGAGACCCACUCACCUGGCCAACCUCAUAGAGUACCUGUCGGGUACUAUACGGAGGCAAGACGAGGGUGAGAGGCAACGGGGCAACCCGUGUAGGGCAAAGGAGGCAGGUGCGACUGUAUGCCCGAGAGCGGGUGCCACAGGUUGCGGGUAUGAAGACUUCUCCUGCCGGAUAUGCCUGAGCUUUCUGUUCGAGCCGGUGACUCUGACGUGCGGUCACUGCUUUUGUAAAAAGUGUCUGGAGAGGGAGAGGAAAGAGAAAGAGCGACCGGUGGUGUGUAAGGAGUGUAAGAAUGUCUCAGCAGUGAGCGACAGCCUAGGUCUCAGGGUGAAUGUGGUCCUCAGCAACCUGCUGGCCAAGUGGUUCCCCACCCAGUACCAGGCCGGCCAGCUGAGGCGGGAGGGCAACGCACUGUACGCCGAGAAAAAGAUGGAAGCUGCCCUGGAGAAGUAUAACCAAGCAAUACUCGCAGCACCAACAGACCACAUACUGUUUAGUAACCGCUCCCAGAUCCACUCGAGCCUGAAACGACACGAAAAGGCUCUGAUGGACGCUGAGAUGGCCUGUAGACUGAUGCCUCACUGGUCCAAGGGUCACGUUCGCAAGGGUCAGGCCCUGGUGUCAUUGGGCAGGAGUGAGGAGGCUCUAAGAGAGUACCUAGUGUGUCUGUCCAUAGAGCCUGACUGUAAACUUGCUAAGACUGAGGCUUACAAGAUCCUGAGUGAUCUGCUGGCUCCAGUCAGAGAUCAGGUCCCUGAACACAUCUCUGACUACACCAAUAUACUGUCUUCCAGAGCACACAUCAAAAACAGCAUCAGUGCUCCCUUCCAUACCCUUAGUCCCGGAUCACUGUCUCCAGAGUCUUAUCUUACCUCGACUCUCUCUGCACCAGAGAGGUCACCAAAGGAGAAUCAAAGCAAAUGUCAGGGGAGGACAGAGGUCGGGAGGUUUGACCAGUGCUUUCUUACCAAACGGAAACGAAGGAUUUCAGAAGAGGAGGCAAAGGUGGAACUUCAGGGGAAGAACAACGAUCACAAGAGAUCCAAAUCUGAGCCAAACGAGGAGCCGGAAUAUUUGAGCUCUGUGGAUGACGACCUCUUUGACCCCGCAGAUCUGGAGUGUCCUCUUUGUAUGAGACUGUUCUAUGAACCAGUGACAACACCGUGUGGGCACACUUUCUGUCUUCAGUGUUUGGAGAGAUGUCUGGACCAUAACCCAAAGUGUCCCCUUUGUAAAGAGGAUAUGUCUGAGUAUCUGGUCCAGAGGAAAUACUGUAAGACGGUAAUAACUGAGAACCUGAUAUCGAAGUAUCUUCCCUCUGAGCUCAUGGAAAGACAGAAAAUCCACCUGGAGGAAAUGGCUGAGCUCUCCAAUCUUAACAAGAAUGUGCCUAUAUUCGUGUGCACCAUGGCCUUCCCUACUGUGCCAUGCCCUCUCCAUAUCUUCGAGCCCUGCUACAGACUGAUGAUUCGCCGAUGCAUGGAGACGGGUACCAACUGCUUUGGCAUGUGUCUGGGAGAUGACCUCAAAGGGUUUGCCGACUACGGGUGCCUACUGGAGAUCCGCGAUGUCAAGUUCUUCUCCGACGGCCGCUCGGUUGUGGACACGAUAGGCAAACGGAGGUUUAAAGUAAUUCAGCACAGCGAGAGGGAUGGCUACAACACAGCUGACAUAGAGUACCUGGAAGAUGUUAAGGUGGAGGGCGUAGCAGAGCGCGAGCUGCAGUGUCUGCAUGACGUGGUGUACGAGCAGGCCGUGUAUUGGGUCAACUCUCUGAAAGCUGAGCAGAAAGCUCGCAUUGAAGGCCACUUCGGACCAAUGCCUGACAAAGACUCUGAACUUCAGGCCAGCCCUAACGGUCCCUCGUGGUGUUGGUGGUUACUAGCAGUUCUUCCUUUAGAGGGCCGAGCUCAGCUACCGUUCCUCGCCCUCACGUCUCUGAGAAACCGUCUCAGCGGCAUCCGCAAGGUGCUGCUCUUCAUGUCGCAGAACAGGAGCCGGUGACGCGCGCGGCUGACCCUAAAGCAGCAGUUGACCUGCUGUUCUUCCUUUUUGAUGCACAAAGAACUGACGCUGAUGGCGUCGCACCUUCCCCGUUCCCUGCCGAUGUCAUCCAAGCAUCAACAGCAAACUUUAACUAAGCAACAGUUGAGAUAACGUGGAUCUGAAUGAAUAACAGACGCCUUCCGUCAUCACUUUCACAGAGCAGCAGUCCUGGCAGACCCACAAACUCGAGCUGUGUUCAGACAGAUCGGGGAGUCUGGCAUCACAAUUGUCUGUUUAAAACCAUCAGUCGUCACGCUGUUACAUUACUGUAUUUCGUUGAUCAUAUGCACAUGCUAGGUGUACUUUUUUGGUUUGUUUUUUUUGUGUAUAAGAAAAAGCUGCUGUGCUGCGAUCUCUUAAUCUGCCCAGAUUGCUACUCUCACCUUUCUGUCUGUCUGCCAUGUUUGCAGUUCUCUGCUCUUCCUUUUGCCACACUUUGCAGUUUGGUCAGAGCGUCUUCUAAAAAGAUUUGUCAGAAAAACCCAAUACGAGUGUCAUAUAUGUGCUUCCUGUCUGAACAUCGCCUACAGAGCAAAGACAAAUGAUCCUCCCAACGAAACAGCCUGCAAAUCAAAUCAUAGCUGGACAUGGCGAGUCAUUUAACCGACCAUGUUUGUCUUUAAGUGUACAAAUGAAGAAAGAUAAAACCUUAGUAUGAAUAUGAAAAAUGUACUCUCCCUACAUAAUAUACUCUGUUUACUUCAUCUACUCUCUUACCACCUUUAGUGUAUCUUGCAGUAAUUAGUCCAUCAGCUCUUCCGUCUUUCCUUCAUGGCUCCUCCCUUCUUCCUCUCUCAUUCAAACGAAUAACAAGAGAAUCAGCUUUUACGUUGGUGUGCUUUAAAAGCUUUUUGUUCUUGUUUUAUUCAUUUUUUUUGUAUGUUUUGACAUUGAUUUCCGUUAUUUAUUCAUAGUUUUUAUUUAUGCAUGCAGUGACGUUGUUUACAUUUCACAAAAAGAGAGCUGCUCACGUUCCAAAGUCCUCCUCUUUUUUUUUUCUUUUUAAAUUAAAUUUUUUAAAACUCCACCUUUACGCAGCUUUUACAAUCAAAAUGUGGCACCAACAUGAAGCUGGCACGCCCUCAAACCAAACCUUUUUCUAGAUGAUGGCUGGUGAUCCACAUUGAUUAUGUGUGUUGACUUGAACAUAUUUGGAUCCUCGUGCUGUGAGAAGCAUCAUUCAGCAUCAUGGACUCACUACCAACAAUAUUUGGAGUUUGAUGCCAUUAUCUGCUAAAUGUAUUUAUUCAGUAUUUAUUUGCACUUUUACAUCAAAUAAGGGAAACGAACAUUGCAGGCAGAAAAAAGCAAAGUUCUCUGUUUUUGUUUUUUUUUUUAAUUAGUUUUUUCUUUGGUAAAGGGUGACGCAACAAAACAAAACACAACUGAUGUUUUUUGUAAAGGCCGGUGCCUUCCAUCCGCACACAAAGACGAUGGUGUGGAUCCAGUUGUAUACCAUUUAAACCAGUUUUAAUGGAAAGUUGUUGCUUCCAAAUAAUAAAUUCACAGCAGCAUAAAAAAAACCCAACAAAGCAAAAAGCUUGUCUGGAAACCCGCCAUCAUAUUUUUGAGAAAAAAAGUUGUUUGAAAAACAAACGAACAUCGAGGCCUUGCUGAUGUCUGUGACGCGACUGUUUUUACACGGCAAAAGCCGGUCUCUGACAAACGCCGGAGACUGUUGAGCUUUGCCUUUAGGUUCUUUUGUUUUCUAUACGUGUGUUUUGAUUUCUACAUGUUUUUACGUUAGUUGUAUUUGAUGAUUUUCUUCACUCACCGAUGUUUCUGCGUUUCAUGUGUGAGAGCACUGGGAAGGCCUAAGCCCUGUCAUGAGGCUAAUACAACGUGGCUGAUAAAUAAUUUGUCGAUAAGGCGUUGAUACACUUGCAAUGUGACAGAGUCAAACAGCAAUAAUUGGCCGUGUAUUGUGUCUGGCAUUGUAAUAUGUUAUGUUUAAUUCUUACAGAAGACUGCCUGAACAGAUAUUUAUACAAACAGAUAUAACAUAUAGUCAUGUUAUAUGACUGACCCUCUGUUAUGAAUGGUAACUACUAAUAAAAAUGAUAGCUCAAACUGGACAGGAAAGGGAAUAGUCAUCAUAUAAUCAUGCAUUUGUGUGAAGGUGUCAUGCUUGAACCUUUUCACAUUAAUCAAUCUGGAAUAUUUAAGGGAAAUUUGCCACAUAUUCUAAAACAGCACGAGGAGCCAGUUCUUUAAAAAACAUUAAAACAAAAAUCACAGAAACAUAGACUUUGGUUUGAUAUCUCUGAACGGUCUCUCAUUCUGGCAGCAGUUUUAGUGCCUUAACUUUGAAUUCUUCCAUUUUUACUUAAACGCAGUGGCAACUAUGGUGAUGUGUUGUGCAAUAACCUGGGUCUCUCUUGAUAACAUAGCAUAUGUUGUUGCAAAUAUCACCCUGAAAACUGAAGUUUCACUUCGCAGUAAAACCUUCAACAGCUGGUGCAUUUAACUUGAAAUAACGCUAUGCACUGUGCUAAUUUAUUCCCAUACAAAGAACAAAGAAGACUGGCCAAGGCAGUUUGUAGCAUUACCUUGGGACGGUACACUGAGUAGGGCAAAUCUCUGUUGGUGUUUUUGGUCACUUAGCCUCUUCAGCAGGCUGCCCCACUGAUGGUAGCUGGAGGUCAAAAGCUCUGCAAACCAACCACUGGCUCCACGGCUGAUUUUUGGCAUCUAGUAGAACUUAGUGUGACGUAAUACCAACAUUUCUUGUCUGUCCAUACAAAAACCAACCAACUAGCAAUAACCACUAAUGUGGGCUAUGUUUCUAUUUUCUUUACAUACUUUGGCAAAUGUAUAUUUUGGCUUUCUUGCUGAGUGUUCAGUGAAACCAGACAAUUUCCUCUCGCAAUCGGCUAUUUAUAAAGUUAACAGUUAGCUUAGCAGUACACAAGCCCCCUCCCCCCCCCCUCCUGAUAUGCCUCACACUUUGUGUUAAACACACAUUUUAACAAUAAAUUGAGCAGUCCCUGAUUAAUUUAUUCCCACUAUUUACUUUUAUUCAAAUCUAAGAUGACCUGUUGCUAGCUUUAACUUUUAACGCACAAACAACAUUUCAAACGAGUCAUGACAAGAAAGCAAAUGUAAAAUAUAUUUAAAAAAUGUCUAAAUGAGGUUAACGUCAGUGAUAGGGUAAUUGUUGUGACUUAGCCAGUAGUAGCUAAAUGCUACAGCCCAAUUUAUUAUUUUUAAAGCACACAGCUUCCUCAUGGCUACAUUAACUUUAACUAGAGGUACUCAAAUUAUUACAAAUUUUUGUGGGUUUUGAAAUUGAAUGAUGGUUUUGUCACCAUGGAGAUUCUGUACGCUCAGUCAUUCACAGAAGCGAAAUGAGAAAAGAUGGAACAGCAGCGGUUACAUUGUCCUGUUGUCAGGGAUUGAAUCCUUAAAGGUCAAGAUGAGUUUAACUGUAUCACUUUGAUAUAUUGUAGCAAUCCAAAAACUGUGAUCAUACCAGUCAAAUAAAAACUUUUUUUUUACUAGUUUAGCAGAGCAGACAGGCCUAUCCUGUAUGCUCAGAAAUGGUUCUCAACAUGUAGAAGAAAAUACAAAUUUGGAUCUUCCAGCCAUCCAGCUAUGCAACAGCAACAGGAUGUGUUUAUUGCUCACUGAUUUCCUGACCUUUCAUAAUUCAAACACUAACUUAUUAAGGAAGUGUAACCGCCAUCCUAUUUGAGAACUUCCAGCAAGGCAGAAAAAUGCUUCCUAGUUUCUUAACAAUGUUGUUUCUUCCAUGUACAGUUGUGAGACUUUAAUCAGUAGUCUACUCUUUUUUUAUUUGUGCCCAUCAGUCUUCAGAUCAUGAAACAUGUUAGCUUACAAAGCUGUAAUAUCAAAGGUUUCUGUGUGAUGUAUUUGAAAAGUGGUUCCAAAUGUUUGGUCUGAUUUAAGUAGCAACUAAUUGGUCUUCCCUAAUGGAUCGAAAGCUUCUUGGAAAAAUACCUGGCUACUGAGGCUGUUUGUGAACUAAAGCACAGACGGUGUCCAGAAAAAAAGGGCAGGAAGGAAAUCAUUGUCUUGGUAUCCUGCCCUGUCUGUUGCUAACCUCAAGAAAUGUUCAAGCCCUCCUUCGCUUUUCAAAUGUACGAACAGACUUCAGUUACUUCAUGGCCUGCUUCUUUCAAAUGUUAUCAAACUAGAACUUCAUAACCUCUAAAUUUGUCCAGGUGAAGCAAGAUGAAUGUAUGUAUGUCUUGACAUUUCUUUGAUGUUUUCUGUUCACAUCAGUUACUGAUAGUAAAAAAGUAUGUAAUAAUUUGCAGAGGUACAGUCUGAAGCAGGAAGUCAUGAAUAAACUAAAAAAGAUUUUGUUCUUGAUUCUGAACAAACUCUGGUGAGGA
Molecule: messenger RNA, 6825 nt
Organism: Pundamilia nyererei
Lineage: Eukaryota; Metazoa; Chordata; Actinopteri; Cichliformes; Cichlidae
Product: LON peptidase N-terminal domain and RING finger protein 3
Exons: 12
Coding region: 203-2425 (740 amino acids)
Molecular function (GO): ubiquitin protein ligase activity; protein binding
Source: RefSeq, a predicted model, not a curated record